This is a messenger RNA of Diplodia corticola, 603 nucleotides long. RefSeq names its product peptidyl-trna hydrolase domain protein. Gene Ontology annotation, biological process: translational termination. The transcript is spliced from 2 exons. NCBI's taxonomy places the organism in Eukaryota, Fungi, Ascomycota, Dothideomycetes, Botryosphaeriales, Botryosphaeriaceae. Gene Ontology annotation, molecular function: translation release factor activity. The record is from RefSeq and is a predicted model, not a curated record. Bases 1 to 603 code for a protein of 200 amino acids. Gene Ontology annotation, cellular component: mitochondrion.
AUGGCGUUCCGCUGCAUGCGGCUCCUGCUCGCCCCAGCAGCACGGCCCGCCCUCGCUCGGGGCCUCCGCCAUCCUCUGGCCUCGCGUCCGUUUGCCGUCGCUGCUGCACUCCGCGGCCCCAAACCUCUGCCGCCUCGACCUACCGUCAACGAGGAUGACAUCACCGAGUCUUUCCUCAAAGGCAGCGGCCCAGGCGGCCAGAAGAUUAACAAAACUUCGUCAGCGGUUCAGCUAAAACAUCUCCCCACUGGCAUCGUCAUCAAGUAUCAGGGCACGCGGUCUCGGACCCAGAACCGCAAGACUGCCCGCCGGAUGCUGGCUGAGCGGCUUGAGGAAAUGGAGAAGGGCGACGAGAGCCGGACGCAGAUCAAGCGUGCCGCUCAGGCCAAGAAAAAGGCGAGCAAGGCAAAAAAGUCACGCAGAAAGUACAAAGCUCUCGAAGAUGCCAAGAAUGCCGCAGUUGGUGGUGAUGGCGUAGAGACGGCAGCAGAGGACGCUGCUGACGAGGAAGAGGAAGAGUGGGAAGAAAUCGACAACGAAAGCAUCGACCAGAAGGACGAAAACCCCAUCCAUCAACCAGAGAAUAGGCCACGAGGCCCGUGA